Messenger RNA from Archocentrus centrarchus (flier cichlid), 1677 nucleotides. RefSeq names its product 2-oxoglutarate and iron-dependent oxygenase domain containing 1 (gene ogfod1). Lineage: Eukaryota; Metazoa; Chordata; Actinopteri; Cichliformes; Cichlidae. The transcript has 13 exons. Gene Ontology annotation, cellular component: cytoplasm. Gene Ontology annotation, biological process: regulation of translational termination; peptidyl-proline hydroxylation. The record is from RefSeq and is a predicted model, not a curated record. Bases 74 to 1660 code for a protein of 528 amino acids. Gene Ontology annotation, molecular function: L-ascorbic acid binding; iron ion binding; peptidyl-proline dioxygenase activity.
CGCGGCGUAUAGUGUGGGGCCGUGUCCACGCGUGUUUUGAAAGAUCUCCUCAAAGUUCGUGUCAGUUUCUGUGAUGGCCUCCAAACGGCCUCAGGAUGAGUGCAGCAGCACAGAGAGGAAGAAGAAGAAGGAAAAGAAAGAGAGCCGCGAGGAGCCCGCGGAGCUCUGCGCAGCCGUAGAAGAGGAACAGGUGAAGAGAGCCGUGCAGGAGGCGUGGAGCUGCAGGGCGUCCUACAAGCACGGCGAUCUGGAGUUGGACUGCCACCCUUUUCCUCACUGCAUCAUCAAAAACUUCAUCAGCAGCCAAACCUUUGUAGAAAACCUCCAGAAAGAGCUGCUGGAGCUCAACUUCCAUGAAAAGUCAAAUGAUCUGUACAAAUUUAAACAGUCAGAUGACUUGAAGAAAAGAGCAGAGCCGCAUAUCGCAGGACUGAGGGCAGCACUGUUUGGGCGUUUCCGGUCCUGGCUCGGAGAGGUGCUGGGGGUUGAGCUGGAGCCCACAGUGGAUAUUUCUUGUGCUAAAUAUGAAUACACAGAUGUUCUUUUGUGUCAUGAUGAUGAGUUGGAGGGGAGGCGCGUGGCUUUCAUUUUGUAUCUUGUGCCUCCGUGGCAGAGCAGCGAUGGGGGAACCCUCGAUCUAUACACAACAGACAGUUGUUUCCAGCCACAGAGCAUAGUGAAGUCCCUCGUACCCUCUUGGAACACACUCGUCCUCUUUGAAGUUUCUCCUGUCUCCUUUCAUCAAGUGUCUGAAGUUUUGUCACAGGAUAAGUGUCGCCUGUCUCUGAGCGGCUGGUUUCACGGACCUUCUUUGGAACGUCAUCCUCGCCACGUAGAGCCCACCAUCCAGAGGAAUCCACACUUACCGAGAGAUGAAACAUUGCUGCUGGAGUGGAUCAAUCCUCUUUAUUUGGACAUUUCUUAUCAAGAGCAGAUUCAGGAGGAGUUUGAAGACAGCUCUGAAAUUCAACUCAAAGGAUUUCUCAAGGAGGAGAAGUUCAAGGAAGUGAGUGAAGCGCUUUGGCUCUCUCAGAUUCAGUGGACGAAGAGAGGUCCACCCAAUAAGAGAUGCUAUGAAGUAGCAGCUCUAGACUCCCUGCCUCAGUGUGUGAGUGCAUGCUGGGAGCUGCUUCAUUCAGAAGCGUUCUUCCUGCUCCUCUCCAACUUUACUGGCCUUCGACUGCACUACCUUUGUCCGGCUGAUGAUGAAGAAAAUAACGAUGAAGAGAAGGAUAAAAAGGAGGAAGAGGAUGGAGAAGCCACUGGGUCUUCGAACAAAUCAUCCUCAGCAAAUGCGAGCAGAGAGAAAGAGCCGAGCACACCUGUAUGUUGUGGAGAAGUGCGUCGAUGGUCUCAUGGCAGCUACACUCUGUUGCAUGAUGGCGAGGCAGCGCGGGCAGAGUACGCUUUAGACCUUGUUUUGCCUUUUGGCUGCGCAGGCUGGCAGUCAGAGUUUGGUGGCUUCACGUUUUAUGUUGCUAAUGAAGAGGAUGAGGAGCUUCUGACCAUCUACCCGGAGGACAAUUCCCUCGCCCUCGUCUACAGAGACAAGGAGACCCUCAAGUUCGUCAAACACGUCAACCACAAAAGCACUUCUGACUCUGCUGACAGCUCUACUUGUAGAGAGUUUUAUGACUUUUCUUUUGUCUACUAUGAAUAAAUAUGUAUUUUACUACA